This is a messenger RNA of Marasmius oreades (fairy-ring Marasmius), 747 nucleotides long. RefSeq lists its product as uncharacterized. The coding region runs from base 17 to 739 and encodes 240 amino acids. Gene Ontology annotation, biological process: negative regulation of protein binding; regulation of ERK1 and ERK2 cascade; negative regulation of SCF-dependent proteasomal ubiquitin-dependent catabolic process. Gene Ontology annotation, cellular component: nucleoplasm; cytoplasm. The record is from RefSeq and is a predicted model, not a curated record. NCBI's taxonomy places the organism in Eukaryota, Fungi, Basidiomycota, Agaricomycetes, Agaricales, Marasmiaceae. Gene Ontology annotation, molecular function: protein tyrosine/serine/threonine phosphatase activity; F-box domain binding. The transcript is spliced from 7 exons.
UCAUCCCACUACCACCAUGAGCAUCUCACAACUCACCGAUGAACAAGUGCGAAACGUGAUUCAAGGUCCUGGCGACGUUGAAUGGAGGUAUGAAAUGCGUAGGGAAUGUCAGGAGAUAUUACCCGGACUCUUUCUGGGACCAUUUGUGGCCUCAAAGUCCUUGGAGACCCUCCAAAGUCUGAAUAUAACCCAUAUCGUUUGUAUUCGUGACGCCAAAGAAGCGUUCUCAGUCAGACCUCGAUUUCCAGAACACUUCUCAUACCUGACACUGGACGUGGAAGACAACGAAGAACAGAACCUGAUUCGACUCUUUCCAAGAGCAAAAGCGUUCAUCGAUGAGGCUAUCAGGCCAGAGAGAGGAGGAAGAGUGCUUGUUCAUUGUAACGGUGGUAUCAGUCUUUCACCGGCGUUCGUUGUGAUGUUUGUCAUGCAAUACUACUCUUUGUCUUGGGAAGAUGCCCUCCAUUUAGUCCAAAACCGUCGAUAUUGUAUCUCCCCCAACGGUGGUUUCUUAACACAAAUCAAGGAAUAUGAAGCCAUAUACAGAGCAAGUCAGGCGGUUGCUUCCUAUCCGGCAACUCAAAGACCCAUCAAUAGAAGAAAGCGAGAGGACGAUUCAGAUGAUGAAGACCCUAGAGAGGAGGAUAGGUCGAAGCGUGUUCUCUUUGAGAGUGAUACAAGUCACAAUAGUCUACUGUUACAACUAGAAUAUGAUCCAAACGCGAUGGAAAUUUCGUAGUUUCCUCG